GUGACUGCGGCGUAGGGCAGGAGGGCGUGCCAGCUGGAGCUAUAUAAGGACCCCGCCCGCCGGCGGGACAGCAGUGUCCCAACUGAUCACAGCCGAGGUGCUACACUUCCGUCCUCUCCUUCACCUCAGCAAAGAUGUUCUCGAGAGUGAAGGCUUGGUGGAUGGUGGUGGUGUGGGCGUGCGGGUGCUGGGGCCAGGAGAGCUUCACGCCCUACGAGCGAGGACCCUACAGCACCACCAGGGUGGAGGUGGGCUCCCUGCUCACAGUGGGUCUGGACGAGAACCUGGACGUGUGGGUGCCCACUGACGCCGGCACCUACAGUGUCUUCUAUUUCCUGGACGGCUUCGGCGGCGCCAUCCCCGGGAUCGCUUACGACCAGACGAUGGCGCACAUGGCGUCGCACGGCAUGGCGGUGGUGGUGCUGUGGAAGAUCGCAGCGCCCAUCAACCCGGAGGACAGGCUGCCGCUCUUCACCUCCGUCAUGCUCUGGGCCGAGGACCACCUCGAGAAGAAGCUCCACAACAAGGGCCUCAACGACACUGUUCACCUCGACUUUGACAAUCUUGUUGUUGGUGGCCACUCAGCCGGUGCCCAUGUGCAGGUGGAGUACCUGAAAACCACCUGUGGCAAGUUCAAGGGUCAGGUGUUUAUGAGUCCCGUCGACGGCCUGCUGGAGUUCUGCAUCACCCCGGGCGUCGCCCUUAACUACGUCAUCCCGACGCUCCACCUGGCGGCCGGCCUCGAUAACGUCCCAGGGGUGAGCGGGUACCCGUGCGCCCCAGAUGAAAUCAGCAAUGAUCGGUUCUACGAGGCUAUGGACCCGUCGUCUCAGCGCUGGUCCAUCAACGCCACCAAAUUUGGCCACGGGGACUUCCUCGACCCCCUGUACCAGGAGGCCCUCGAGGUGCUGGAGUUCUGUGGCUACAAUCAGGACGCCACGCCUGAAGAAUUUGAAGCUUAUAGACGCUACGUCGCUGGUCAGACUGUGACCUUCGUUAAAGCGCUGUUCUCGGAGGGUGACUGCGCCCAGUAUCUACCCUACCUCGAGGAUACCACCCGGAUGAUUGUGGAUACUGUAGAACAGCACCAGAACCCUGUUGGUGGAUGCCCCGUGGCUGGCUGUUCCUGGACCCCCCUACCAUCACCCCCCACCACCACCCACCCCUCUGUCACUACAUCCACCUUCCAGUAGAUUAUGUCCAUCUUCAAGUAGAUUAUGUCCAUCUUCCAGUAGAUUAUGUCCAUCUUCCAGUAGAUUAUGUCCAUCUUCCAGUAGAUUAUGUCCAUCUUCCAGUAGAUUAUAUCCAUCUUCCAGUAGAUUAUGUCCACCUUCAAGUAGAUUAUGUCCAUCUUCCAGUAGAUUAUGUCCACCUUCCAGUAGAUUAUGUCCACCUUCCAGUAGAUUAUGUCCACCUUCAAGUAGAUUAUGUCCAUCUUCCAGUAGAUUAUGUCCAUCUUCCAGUAGAUUAUGCCCACCUUCCAGUAGAUUAUGUCCACCUUCCAGUAGAUUAUGUCCACCUUCAAGUAGAUUAUGUCCAUCUUCCAGUAGAUUAUGUCCAUCUUCCAGUAGAUUAUGUCCAUCUUCCAGUAGAUUCUGUCCACCUUCCAGUAGAUUAUGUCCAUCUUCCAGUAGAUUAUGUCCAUCUUCCAGUAGAUUAUGUUCAUGUUCAAAUAGAUGUCAUCCAUCAUCCUGUUGAUGUACUUCACAGUCCUAUAUCAUCCUCCACAGCCCCAUUGGCAUGAUGCAAAGCCCCGGGUCCGUUAUCAACCGAGCUAAGACAUCUUUCUCCACCUUGGAGAAAGCCUUAACCGACCACUACCUCCUGGGACGUCUCUAACUCCUCUAAUAUGAUGUGAUAUUAAUAACGUUCUGUUAAUGAUACACAUGUUAUCAUAUUGCAGAAUAACAACAUAUGGAAUAAGAAAUAAUUACUGUAGCGCCUUCAAUAAUCUCACGUCAUCAUCAGUCAAGCUGUUGACGGUGCAACCUGUCCCCCUAGCCAGCCUGUCCUCCUAGCCAACCUGUCCCCCUAGCCAGCCUGUCCUAGCCAACCUGUCCUCCUAGCCAACCUGUCCCCCUAGCCAACCUGUCCUCCUAGCCAACCUGUCUCCCUACAAAUAACGUCGCUUUUCGCUCGUAUGCGUCACAUAAGGCUAAAAAUAGUCGUACUAGAAAACGGAAGCGGCUGGCGAAAGUGACGUAGUGUCCCGUUUUCUGUUUUGGGUCCUCUGGUAGAUUAGAACAAGGGCACUUUAGUACGUCAGUUUCUUGACGUUGGGGAACCUUAGGAAGACGGACUGGACGAUGACCUAAGAAGGUCGACGGCGCUUCAGCAAUGACUUCUUAUUUCAUAUGUGCAUUUUCCGCAUUUGAUAGCUCAACACACAUCGGUGUGUCGUACAGUUUGUUGACACUAUUAAAGAAAAUGGGUGACACACUGGAUGAUGAAAGUCUCCGGGAAUCAAUCAUACAAAAUCAAC
Messenger RNA from Procambarus clarkii (red swamp crayfish), 2482 nucleotides. NCBI's taxonomy places the organism in Eukaryota, Metazoa, Arthropoda, Malacostraca, Decapoda, Cambaridae. The record is from RefSeq and is a predicted model, not a curated record.